Molecule: messenger RNA, 1405 nt
Organism: Spinacia oleracea (spinach)
Lineage: Eukaryota; Viridiplantae; Streptophyta; Magnoliopsida; Caryophyllales; Amaranthaceae
Exons: 2
Coding region: 1-1230 (409 amino acids)
Biological process (GO): DNA transposition
Molecular function (GO): transposase activity; DNA binding; zinc ion binding
Source: RefSeq, a predicted model, not a curated record
AUGUUCCCUUUGGCUUGGGCUGUUUGUGAGGUUGAGAGCACUGACACAUGGAGUUGGUUUCUAGAACUUCUAGCUACUGAUUUAGGCACUAGUGAAGGAGCAAGGUACACUUUCAUGUCUGACCAACAAAAGGGUUUACUUGCUGCUGUGUCAAAUGUGUUUCCACAAGCUGAAAGUAGGGUGUGUGCAAGGCAUGUGUACUGUAACUUUAGGGGAGUGUUUGGAGGUGGUUUAGAGUACAGAAAACAAUUUUGGACUAUUGCAAAAAGCAACACAGUAAAUCACUUCAAUGAAAACAUUGAAGUAAUGAGGGGUAUUUCAAAUGAAGCUGCUGAAGACCUACUGAAAAGGAACUACAAGAAAUGGUGUAGGGCAUUCUACACUCCAUUAUCUUGUUGUGACAGUGUAGACAACAACAUGAGUGAGGUGUUUAAUGCAUACAUCUUGAGUGCAAGGCACAAGCCUAUUAUUACCAUGUUGGAAGAUAUCAGAGAGGGUUUGAUGGAAAGACUGCAUAAGAAAAGAGAUUUCAUUGGGAAAAAGAAGAUAAUGUUGUGUCCUAGGAUCCAAAUUCAGUUAGAGAAACACAAAAUUUGGGCUAGGGGUUGGAAUGCAUACUGGGAUGGUGGGUUUUGCUAUGGAGUAAGAGAAGGUGCAACACAGGUUAAGUAUGUGGUGGAUCUGAACCAACAUACUUGCAGUUGCAAUGCAUGGCAGGUGAGUGGGAUUCCAUGCAAACAUGCAAUUGUUGCUAUAUGGAAUAAAGUAGACCACCCAGAACAAUAUGUCAAUGCAUAUUUCUGCAAACAGACCUACAUGAAGGCAUAUGAAUUUUUGUUAGAGCCUUUAAAUGGUCCUCAAGAGUGGCCUACUUCUGAUAGCAUUGUUGUGGCUCCAAAGGUGAAAAAGGUCAAUGGAAGACCUAAAACAAAGAGGAGAUAUGGUGUUGGAGAGGUAACUGCAUCUGGUAAGCUGAAGAGAACAGGUUGUUCUAUGAAAUGCAGCUUAUGUGGUGUGAUAGGCCACAACAAAAGGGGUUGCAAGAAUGCCCCUAAGCAACAACAACACAGCAACAAUCAUGCUACUGCAGAGCAGACCACACCACAGCAACAACACCCAAGAACCAGUUCAGCUAUACCAAUGCACAAUAGGGGUGUGGGUAUUUAUACCUACCCAAAUGGGUAUCAAAGAAUAGCUACUCCUAUAUCACAACACUUCCCCACACCAUAGAGGCAAAGACCUCCUGCAGCUUUCUAUUCUGAUCAUGGGGGUGAGCAAACCAUCUACUCCUUCCCUGCACAUGACUUCCCAUUGUCACAGACUCAACCAAGUCAAGGACACACAAUAUCAAGCCAAGCAUUGCAGGAUCUUGCAAUGGCUAGAAGAUUAGAAAAAAGACCAUGAG